Molecule: messenger RNA, 675 nt
Organism: Serpula lacrymans var. lacrymans S7.9
Lineage: Eukaryota; Fungi; Basidiomycota; Agaricomycetes; Boletales; Serpulaceae
Exons: 1
Source: RefSeq, a predicted model, not a curated record
AUUCAUUUAGUAAUUAGAUGCCGACUAUAAGUAGCCGUUAAAUAGCCGUUUCUGCUGCCAAAUCCCCGGAAAGUGCACCCUCUAGUCUGCAGACAUGCUUACGCUUUCUUCACACACAAAACAGCGAACAUAUCUAUCGCGAACAGCCAGGAAACAGUGGCAUCUGCCUGUCGAAAUCAUUGACCUUAUUACUUCCAGCGUUGAUCGUCGUCAAGACUUGAUAUCUUUCGCUCUCUCAUGCCAUGCUCACAAACAGGUCGCCAUACCUCGUUACAGCGAGUAUCGCAUAAUUCGCUCUCCUCUCCAGUCUCCCAUAUGGGCACAUCUUGCAGCACGUCCUGACCUGGGACGAAAUAUCCAAGUACUCGAUAUUCUAUGUGAUCAUAUCUCGUCUGCAUGCAGACCACAUCGCGUUCCUACCACCUGGGUAGACCCAUCUCAUGCUUCAUUGACGUCCGCCACAGAUGUGACAGACGCAUUUGUCAACGCUCUGCGCUCAAUGGAGUCCUUACAUACGUUCUCGUGGGCCACGGACUUCAAAUUUCACCUAGAGUACGAGCGCACAUUUGAGGAGAAUAUCUGGAGUGCUCUUCAGCAUAAUAAAUCACUGAGACACGUAGAAUUCUCCGAUCCUUCAUUUCAUCGCAGCUUCUAUCACUAUGACAACUUUCACCG